UCCGGGCUGCAGCGACUGUCAUAGGGUCGGACUGUAACAGUUGGCCAGAAUACCUAAUUGCAUCUUCUGGCGGUCCAAUAGAACCCGACACGAUGGGGCCACAACCGACCGCGGGCGAAGCGGGAGAGGAGUAUAGGACAUCGCCCGACCGGGCUCUGAGAGAACUGAAGGAGCGAAUUAGGCAAGAAGCACCGCUGAGAUGGGCUGACCAAACCAAUGACGGAAGGUCCGACAUGAGAGGUGAACCAGUUGCGACAGAGUCACAGGAGGCUCUAAAGACGGGUACCUCGAGCGGACGACGAGAAACGACGAGGCGGCGCUCCCCCGAGUACGAGCGGAGGGACAUCAUAGUGGACAGGUACAGAGACGACUGGAGAGAGAAUUUGAGGGAUUCCUACUGGAGGGACAGAGAUAGAGAGAGAGCGCCGCCCAGACGAGUCUUCGACCCCCAAACAGGGGAGUCACAUCCGCUCCCUUACGAGAGCAAGGACCGGUAUAUUAUUACGCACAAGGUCUCAGAGCCUCCUGCCUUCAUCACAGAAUAUCUCGAGAAGUGGGAGCUUCACGCCAGCCGGAGUCAGUGGUCGGAGGAAGAGAUUAUAGAGAACUUCCUAUUUAAUGUGGACCCAAGUCUCGAUAGGGAAGUUAAGGAAGCUCGACCGAAGGAUGGCAAAUGGRCUACGUACAAGAAGAACCUCGUUGAGCUUUACAAAUUGGAGGAUAACAAGUAUUCSAUCAAGGACCUUGAAACAAUGACUCAAGAUGAAGAUGAGAGCGUACGGGCAUUUGGGAUGCGUUUCCARAAGAUCUCCGACGUGCUGAUGAAGAAGGGRAAGAUCUCAGAGGUCGAGCGYUGUACUAUCUUCAUCGGACACUUGUCCAAAGGUAGGCAAAAGAGUAUWCUUAGAGAUCUUCCGCGCGACAGGCUUGAUUUCCCAGAAGUUCUAAAGCUCGCGAUAAAGGCAGAGGCAGACGAUUACAAGGACUUGGUGUGGAGAGGGAUGAGGAGACGUGACUUCUCUCUCUACAAGGAGUAUGCCACUGAUAGAUGUCCUGAUUUCAAGGACUAUCCCUGGUCGGAGAAGAAUGAGGCUUUAGAUGAGGAAGUGAAGGAGAUACGGGACAUGGUCAAGGGAUUGACAAGACAGGUUACGGAGAUUGUGACCGCCACAGGGGUCACGGCCUACCGGGACAAACCUGGAGGGCCCUAUUCGCUUCGCUGGGACCAGCAGCGCGACGAGUUGCGGGGAUGGUACAACCGAGGGGACCGACGUGAUGAGUCACGAGGACGAUAUAACUCGGGAGACCGUCGGGAUGAUUCGCGAGGGCGAUAUGACCAAGGAGGGUCUGGAGGAGACCGGCGCAACGAUUUGCGCGGUCGGAAUGAGAGAGGGGGAUAUGGUGUCUCAUCAGAACCAUAUCCRAAGUCGCCUGACCCCAACGCGGCCAGAAAUUCGAUGUCUAAAGGCGCAGACGACAGGGCGUCUACUCCCAGAAACUCAUGCGUCUAUUGUAGAGGGGAAGAUCAUAUCAAGAGGGAUUGCCCGGACCUCAAACGGACAAUAGAAGAGGGACUUGUCGUGCUUGACGACCGCAAGUACGUCAAGUGGGCAGAUGAUCUCGGAGAUGUAUCAAUGUUCCCUUCGAUGAAGGAGAAUGUCGAAGCAAGGAGAAUAAAGACGAGCAAAGGAAUGGAGCCGGUCAGAAGUCAGAGCAUCAAGAUAACCUUAGAGGGGGAUAUGGCGACCACACCCAUAAGGGUGGCAGCCACCAAGUCGGCGAGAGGGUCUUCAUCAAAGAAAACUGACACGGAUUACGUGAUGGCGGAGAAGGACGGGCARCGGGUCGAUGGAGAGGAGGUUAUCCUUUCGCCGCGAAAGCGGGGAGUCAAGAAGUUCUUAAUGAAGAGUUCGCUGGACGAGAUUGACACGGUCGAGCCACUGAGGCGGGCCCUGUGGCAACCCAUGCAGUGCUCUAUUCUGGAGUACCUGGCGGYAUCGAAGCCAGCUCGUGAUGAGUUACAGAUGAUCACGAGGAAGACCCGCAUACCUCUAUCGGAGGAGGGUCAGGGGGCCCCUAAGGCGGAAGCUUUUAUAGUAGCAGUAAAGGGAGUGACCGCCAGAGCGGACCGCAUGGCGACAGUCCUUCUUGAUAGAAUGGAAGGUGUGCCCCCAGACAAGUUUUAUAUACUUGGUAGCGGGGCCGUAGAGACGAUUAUAAACGAUGGAGCGGUACUCGAUGCUGUGAUUGAUAACGGCAGUGAGGCUGUCAUCAUAGACGAGGACCUGGCAGUACAGGUUGGACUGAGCCUCGAUAGGUCAUACUUAUUCGAGAUAGAGACGGCUGAUGGGAGAAAGCAACAGAUCACUAGGGUUUGUCACAAGGCAGCCAUAGAGGUCCAAGGGGUACGAGUGACCCUUCCUGUCUUUGCAGUCAAAAACUGCAGCUCCGAUUUGCUCUUUGGUCGAACGUGGCUGAGCCACGUGCAUGCGGUGACGAUAGAGCGACCUGAUGGGAGUCAAACAUUGUCCAUUAAGAAGCCAGACGGGACGCGGGUAAUGAUUGAGACAGUGGAGCCUCGAGACCCGAGGAACAGAGCAGCUCUCGCUGUGGGUGCAAGACCCAGUGAGCAGAUUAAGUCGUUGCCUAUCUCCARCCGCGCGGUGCGAUUUCGCGAGAAGAAAUAUGGACCACUGCUCACAGAGGAAGAAGGUCGGAUGGUGGAGGUCGAAGACUUAGGGAGUCGCCUAAUAGUGGACGGCAACUCGUGCCCAAAGGGAAAAGAUGAGGAAUUUGGCGGUGUGGUAUCCGUGUCUUUUUAAAGGGCACGGCUACCCAAGCGA
Chara braunii is the source of this 2843-nucleotide messenger RNA. Lineage: Eukaryota; Viridiplantae; Streptophyta; Charophyceae; Charales; Characeae. The record is from the annotation of a GenBank genome assembly.